AUGACCGCCCCAAAAGAUCAAGCGGGUUUUACGACACGAGAUUCUCAGAGCGCGAUUUAUCCCUUAUCUCCUUCAAGUGCAUCCCCCGCAGGAAAUGUUCCAUCCAAAAAUGAUCAGCUACCAAACUUAACUAAAAGCGAUACAGAGCAGAAAAAGAAACUCAAGAGUCACUCGGGGGACGUGACGCAUGAGCAGUCGAACGACAAAAGUGGCGAAUGUAAGAAGAAGAAGAAAAAGAAACCUAAGGACUCGAAUGAAGGCAAGUAUGAGGAAGCCGCAAUUGAUGGUCAGGUCGCACACUCGAACGACACCAAGGUGCAAACACCAGAGGCUGCCUCAGAAAAGGCACAACAGAAGAAGAUAAAGAAGAUGAAAAGAAAGGCGGAAGAACAGUCGGAAGAAACACCUGAUAGCAAACCGCUCAAGAAAAAGAAAGGCAAUCAUCCACCAGAUUUGCCCUCCACAGAUCCUAGCGUAGACCAGUCUCUGUCUAAUCAAAGUCGGAAGGCAUUGUCGUAUGCAUAUGCACGAUUUGAGGAUCCACCAAACUGGAAGUUCAAUAAAGCCAGGCAGAUAUGGCUAAUUAAAAGAUUGUGGUCGGAAGAAAUGAUACCUGAGAAGUAUUUUGUCCUAGUAACCAAAUAUCUCGCAGAUGUGAAGGGGGGAAUUCGAGACAACCUGAUACAGAUGUGCAAUUCUGUAGUUACCUCGGAGACACCAGAUCCUGUGACUCCAGUGUCAACCGUUCUACCGACUGAUCUUUCGAAUGGAGAGUCCAAUAUCACGACCAAAGUGAUGAGAGCUCGUAGCUUACUGGAUGCUCUGUCGGAUGUACAGUGA
Suillus bovinus is the source of this 840-nucleotide messenger RNA. RefSeq lists its product as uncharacterized. Bases 1 to 840 code for a protein of 279 amino acids. NCBI's taxonomy places the organism in Eukaryota, Fungi, Basidiomycota, Agaricomycetes, Boletales, Suillaceae. The record is from RefSeq and is a predicted model, not a curated record. The transcript has 4 exons.